CCGAACCGGGGCGUUGGGAAACCGCGUCCAAAUACUCGAACGGCACGCUGGAAUUUUUCGUGCUCGCGUUAUCUCGGGCGAAGCCCAUAAGCCAGGCUCGACGGGUGUGGAACAGGGGUGAAAGAGCUCAAGACGACGGUGGUAUUGACGAGGAGGGAGGAACGUCCAGCAGGAGACAACACCGGUACCACGUUAGGACAAUUGAUGAGAUGGGGGCACAGGAGGGGUGUCUUAUGUGCCUGAGGUGCGUCAUGGUGUUCUUUAACACACUGCUAUGGUUAGCUGGUGUCGCCAUGCUCGGCUUCGGUUUAUGGUUACGCUACAAUCAGGUUUUCUUCCCCCAUCUGGCGGCUACCAGCGACGAGGAAGUGCUAUCCGCAGUGAGUGCCUACAACAUAGGAACCUAUGUACUCAUGGCCGUUGGUGGCGCUAUUAUGACCAUAGGAAUUCUGGGAUGUUGCGGGGCCGUCAAGGAAAGCAUAUGCUUACUUGGAUUGUAUUUCGUGGUACUGUUUCUUCUGUUCGGAGUCGAAAUCGGUGCGAGUGCCUGGACCUAUCUCAAUCGGGAAGAAUUGGGCGAGAAAGUCGGCGACUACUUCGAGACGCUGGUCAAAGAUAAAUAUUCCACGGAAACGAAUACGCAGGUUGCUGUGGACUACACACAGUCGAGUUUAAAAUGUUGUGGAGCUAACGGCCCGGAUGACUGGCUUCUAUCGGGGCAGUUUAUACCGCUAUCAUGUGGCGCCAACUGCACGCUGGACUGUGACGCCGAUGAGGGCGUCUUUGAGGAUGGAUGCAAAGAUAAAGUUACAGAAAUGUUAGAGAAGAAUAUAUACACAGUUGUUGCUGCAAGUUCAUCAGUGGCGGCUUUCCAGAUUCUAGUGAUGAUCUUGUCGGCGUGUCUGUGCAGAGCUAUACGCCAGGCUGACCGAGAAUACGACAAAUGUGGUACCGUCUGAAACAGCUCCAGCACGGCGGACGGUCCACCGGACAACACGGUGCCCCAAAACGACCACAGCCCAUAGUCUUGACUGGCGACCAUGUUUUGUUUUAACCCCAAUAGAGGGCGCUACAUUGAUUGUUUUAGAGCCUGACUCAGAAGGACUGGAGCAAGUCUACAUAGUUUUCAGUUUCGAUCCAGAUGUUUGUGUGAAGCAUCUCUUCUCCAGUAAUUCGUGUUGCGAUCUCGACAACUACUUCAACAAAAUAAACGUCGUCACUCAAGACUAACCACAUCCGUGUACAACGCCAUCAUGAACAUUGGAGAUCGCCAAUAGAACUCUAUCUUUAGUAUCAGUGGGCACAGCCAGGGAAGACUUGUGGCCCUUUUGAAAAACACCCUGGACACGUUUUAAGUUGGGGACUCGCUUGUUAUCUGGGAAAGAGUUGCAAAGUCCUCACUCUCAAGGUAGAGUUUUAAAUGAAUAUCAGGCGAGCCGUUUGUAUACGGGUCAUAAGAUAACAAUGCCAUGCCCUUUUUGACAAAGAGGUUUGUACUUCUGAUCACCUUAAAAAAUUAUUAUUUUGUAGAAAAACAGUAAUCGCUUAGCAAGAUUAAGUAUGGGCAAAUCGUUAUCAGAGUAACACAAUAUGGGUGGAGUCAUGUGACGAACAGCCAGAUAUUAAAGGGCCAGAAAUUAAAGGGCCAGCAAAACUUGUUUUUCACUCUCACAAGAGGGCGUUCAGGUGUUAUCAGAGAAGAACAAUUGUUAAUAAUUAUUCAAGUUGCCAAAGUUAUAAACAACGACGUUAAAAUAAAUAACAAUUUUUUCUUUCUACAUUUUCAGUGAGGUAUUUUAUUGCUGAAAAAAAAGUGAAAACUUGUUACCCCUUUACAAAACAAAACGUUGGGCCGUAUCAGCUAAAUGUCACCAAAUAGGAGUGUCACGAGUGUGCCAAUUUGUUUAAUUCAAAUUUCCCCUUUUGUUAGUUUUCAGUGGUCAUUUUAGGCUACGUGUGUGCACAAAACAAUACGGAUCCAGUUUGUGAGGUCCUACAGUUGUUGUUUUAUUAUUUCCCUUUCUGAAGAAUUCCCUUCUGGGGUACUGGGUCCGAUUUCACAAUGAGCUGAUAUCGUAACUGCUAAGUAAAAUGUGAUGCCGCAAAACAAAUCACUAUGGCUUUACUAAAAAUGAGUCUUGCGAUGAAUUUUAUCGCUUUGUGAGAUCGAACUCAGGUUGAACAAACAAAGAAUUCCCUUGCGGGGUCCAGGUUGAACAACGAAAUCCCUUGUGGUGUAUAUCGUUCCAUCGAGUAAAGUUCCCCACAAGGGCACUCCCAUAGCCCAGUUAGAUAAACACCUAUUAUCUUCAUGUCUAUCUUGACUUCCAAAAUCCAAAAUGGCUGACUAUGGACAAAAUUUUGCUUAAUACCAAAAUAAGGUUACCAGCUAAGCUACUAUGUCAUAUGUACAAAUUGUCACGUGCAUCCUGCUCGUUUUUGCUUAGCGAUAUUUUUGCUUGAGCAGCUCUAUGAAGUUAAGUCUGGUAGUUAGAACUGACCCACACAACAGAACUCUAAAUAGUAUUAUCCUUUAGUAUAGGUUACAAAAUCAACCCUUAAGACACAUUUAUAGUAACAAGAAAGUUGAAACCUUUCAAAUAUUUAGAUAUUUUUCACAAUUCUAUUCUACUACUUCAAAAUAACUGUCUACAAGUCAAGUAGGGGUGUCUUAUAUUAUUUUAUAAUAAUGUAUAUUAGAUCUAUAUUUAUUAUGUAUCACACAAGAUUUGCCAGUAAAAAUGUACAGUAAUUUAAAUCCAUUAAUUACUUUGAUGUUGUGAUAAGUAACAAAUUAAACUUGUACCAAUCCUCCCAUUGUUUGACAUUCUCUAAAUGAAGGUUCGCACAAAUUAAUAACAAGGUGGCAUGGCCCAAAUGUGACAUUAGGUUGGAAUAAUAGUUGCGCAGUUUCUCAAACGUUAAAGGUAUGCCACUAUUUCACAUUCAGUGAUCGGGGACAAAUUUCGAACUCCGUCAAACGGGGCCCUUUUCAUAUGACGUCACAAGCCAAAAAAGUCCCAUCACUGAUGAGGUCACAGAAGACAAUCAUUGGCUGAGAUUAGAGCGCAGCGUGUUUUCAUUGUUUUUUAUCAAAGAUGGCGUCCCAUGCAAGGGGUUUAUUUCUAUAUCCUUCGAAAGUGACCUCUCCGAGACAAACUCUAGGUGGUGCACUAUAUUCUCAAUUGCCAAUGUUGCAGUAUACAGCAUGAACAUAAAACACCUAUGGAAGGAUGCUUUGCCAACCGCUACAGCCAAAGCUGAAGUCUAGGCUUAGACACCAUUUGGGGCUGCUUUCCGGCACCAAAUCGCCGCAUCCAUUACGCUUCCACCACAUCCAAAAGACGUCUAAUUCGGACACGGACCAUCAUUCCAACCAUGGCCCAAGUCGAAAAUAAAGUGGUGCCUUACCCUGUGUAAGACGCAAAGCCGUUUGCCAGAGCCAAGGUACCAUCCCAAGAAUGUACAUACUUAUGUCAUAACUAGUUUUUCACUCUUAAACUCAAAUUGUUCUAACAUUGUAAUUGAUGUUUAUUAGUAGACAGUUUUUCAGUUAAAUAGUAACACUUAAUUUGAAUCUUUACAUGUAAAAAAAAAAAAUAAAAAAUAAAUAUCUCACUUCUAUGAAUUGAAAUAAAAUUUAGUUGCUGGACUCAAACAAUGUUUAUCUGUA
Molecule: messenger RNA, 3673 nt
Organism: Asterias rubens (European starfish)
Lineage: Eukaryota; Metazoa; Echinodermata; Asteroidea; Forcipulatida; Asteriidae
Product: CD9 antigen-like
Exons: 6
Coding region: 210-959 (249 amino acids)
Cellular component (GO): membrane
Source: RefSeq, a predicted model, not a curated record